CUGACGCAAUGACGUCCCCCACCGUACAAUCAAUUCGCGUAUGAAAACAAUAAACAAUCCUGAGAAACGGGAGAUAUGCAUGAGGACCUGUCGCCAAGUUUAGACAUAAAUACCGUUAAAAGAGGAACUGAAACAACAAGUAUAACGUCUUGUAAAACGACGUUGGACUAAUCGGUCCGGACACAAAGGAUUUCCGAGAGACGGGUUACCCCCUUCCUUAGACCCCUACUAGGCUCUAGCUAGCUAGCUAACCAGUCCUGUAGCUCGCUCUUCGUUAGUACACUUUGUUUUGUUUGUUAUGCAGUUGCCGGAGGACUAUUUUCGCAUUCGUUUUCCUCCAUCGCCUCAUCGCUCCCUCACCCUGAACUCGCUGGCCCUAUGUCUCGCUGGCUUUUCCCCUGGUCAGGCUCAAUCAAGAAGCGGGCCUGUCGGUACCUCUUACAGCAUUACCUCGGUCACUUCUUUCAAGAACGACUGAGUUUGGAACAGCUGAGUUUGGACCUGUACAAUGGUAGUGGUGUCAUCAAAGAAAUCAACAUCGAUGUUUGGGCAGUCAACGAGCUCUUGGAGUCUCUUGGGGCUCCACUUGAGAUUGUGGAUGGGUUUGUGAGCAGCAUAGAGGUCACAAUUCCCUGGUCAGCUCUUGUCACUGACCACUGCACCCUCGUCAUCUCAGGCCUUCAGAUAACAUGCAGACCCAAGUACAGGACCCGUGGGGGUUUGGACUCCCAGGGCUGGUCCACAUGCAUGACCUCCAGCAUGCAGCUGGCCCAGGAGUGCCUAAAGGACCCCCCUGAGGUGUCCGAGGAGCCGCCCGCUCCACUGGAGGGCUUGGAGAUGUUUGCACAAACUAUUGAGACUGUCCUGCGUCGGAUAAAAGUCACCCUCCUGGACACCAUCAUCCGAAUCGAGCACCAGCCCCUGGACAUGGAGACGGGCAUUGCCUUAGAGGUGCACAUCAAACGGCUGGAGUACUGUGACGAGGCGGUAAAGGACCCCAGCCAGACGGUGCCUGUGGACAUCCACCAGCCCCCUGCCUUCCUGCACAAGAUCCUCCAGCUCAGCUCUGUUCAACUGCUGUACGAGACCACCGGAGGGCCCCAGGGUCCUUUAAGAGCUGACACCCCUGGCUCAGCCUCAGCCAGCGAAGAGGAAGUUGAGGGGGAGGACAAUGACCCUCCAGCCACCUCCCUCCCUCUGGCCACCCAGCGGCCCCUCCUCAUCGGCAGCUGCUCUGGCUUCAUGGAGACCACGGUCAAGAUCAAACAGAACGACAUGCUGCCUGGACCUAAGUUGGAGCUGGAUGGGAAGGUGGGCUGCCUCCACCUGCUGCUCUCUCCAGACCAGAUCACUCACCUGACCGACCUUCUGUCUGCCCUCUGCAUCGACACAGAGCCUGAAGCCAGUGGUGCUGGGGUUCACAGCCGUCCCCUGGACUCUGAGGACCUGCGUCUGAUAGAGGAGGACUUGAGCAAACAGUUGAGCUCCAGCCCCGGAGAUGGAGAUCCGGACUGGGAUGAAGAGCCCGAGAUGGAGCCCUACCUCACCGGUCUGGAGAACGGGGAUAUGUUCUUCUCCAUGGGUCCUGGUAUGACUAGCAGUGUGACGUCAGCGCUCUCUGGCAGCUCUCUCUCCGACAGCAUGGCGUCGUCUACACACAGCCAGGCUAGCUAUGCCCAGGGCCUUCCACAGGGUCCCAGGCGUUAUCCUGUACCAGGAUCACUAUCCAGCCUGCCCCAGUGUAACCGAAUACCAGCCUCUCCUCGUCCAGGGCGACGUAGCCAAUCUGAGCCCCUGAAACCAGAGGCAUUGCUCCGCCUCUCGCUUGGCGGGCUCACCCUAACCCUACUGGAGCGGGAACCACACCCCGGGCCGGACGGAGUGUCCUCAUUGACCCAGGUGUCUCAGGUGUUCUUCCGGGAGCUGGCCUUCUUCAAAGACAGCAUGUUCAGCGAGAGAGACUUCCACCACCUCAGAGCUAGCUUCGCUAAAGCCUGCCCCCACUCACACCUCAGGAUGACUGGAGCAGCGGUACAGGUGGCGUGUGAGAUGCGCAGUGCAGGUCGCCACUCCCGUGCUAUGACCUCUGACCUAUCCUUCAGUAGGCUAGAGCUGCUUGAGUGUCUCUGGGAGCCAGGAAAGCCCCAAUACACUGAGUUGCUCCAGUUCCAGCGUGCUGGGAUGUUCACAGUGGGAGCUACAGCCAGACCGUGUGCACAGCUACACUACAGUCUCACAGAGAAACACCUGCGCAAGGGGAGGCAGCGUGUGGUGCGUAGAGACAGUGUAGUGAGGGUAGAGUUGGGAGAGCUGAGUGCUGAGUUGGACCUGGACAUACUGAGUCGACUGGAGCCUCUGAGCAGAGCCUGCAGCCACUGUCCCACACAGACAGGAGGAGGACCCGUCCACACACAGACCCAGAGCAGAGAGCUGCACUCCUCUCUCUCCCUCCUCUCGCCCCACGCCAUCCUCAAGCUCCGCUUCCCCAUCCCGGACCUCCGGCCGCUCCCCUUCCGACGCCCUCCUUCUCAGAGAGCUGUGCGGCAGGAGACCCUGGUACUGGAGCUGUGUGACCUGGACAUCUGCUCCCAGGAGGGCCUUGAUCUCCAGCCAGAUCACCAUGCACCCCCUGGCCCCUCCCACAGCUCCCUCACACAGCUAUUGGAGGCCAGCUUCAGUGACAUGCACGGAACGUAUGAGGGCUGGGAGGGAGGCUCCUUCCCCUGUAUCAGAGUCAAGAAGAGUCAAGACUCCAUGGCCAAGCUGUCAGUGCGUGUGAGUGGAGGAGAGGGUCUGGGGUCAGCGUUAGGGGGGGUAGGGGUGGGUCUGAUGAGAGACCUGGGGUCCAUGUCGUUUGAGAACCCCUGUGAACUCCGAGAGAAGACCAGCUCUCCCUUCUCCUCCAACCGCACCAUGUUCGAGACUGAGGAGAUGGUAAUCCCAGCAGACCCAGAGGGGAUGCAACAGUUCCAGUCUCAGUGUGUGUCUCAGUGUCAGUGUGUAGUAGAUGUCUUUCUGCCCCUGGCCUACAUCUUCCUGCCCAGCAAACAGGCCUUCCAGAGCAUCUACAACAGGAUCAAUAAUGACCUGUUAAUGUGGGAAGCCCCUCCCCCCUCGGGUUCUAAGAGCGACCACAGCCCCCUACACCAUCGCCAAGACGAUGACAACUUCCAGCUUUGCAAGUCUGCCUUCAGACUAGACUCGGACUCCGAGGAGGAAGAUGCUCAGUUCUACACAGCCAGUGAAUCAACCAGACGCAGGCAGUCAGAGCCCCGCCCUAACCACACCCUCAGCCUGCUCUCUCUCACCAUUGUCAUAGGAAAGGGUCGCCUCCAAGCAAUGACAGACAGCAAGGGAGAGACGGGAAGUCCGGAGGACCGGUGUCACGGUGAGCUCCUAUUGGACCUAGAAGGGGGGAAGAUGUUCAGUGUGGCGCAGCAUCAAAACAACCCCCAUCUCAGCUUCCUGUGCCUGGAGAGCAGGAGGGUGGAGCUCUACCACAAAGCUGUAGUGAAGGACUCCCCUGUCCCCGGGCGGUUGGAAAUGCCCAGCUUCACUCCCCCAGGGCAUCUAGACCUUACCAUUUACCCCACAGAGUUGGGGAUGAGCAGUGUGAGUGGCAGGGAGACUGAGGUCCAGAUGUUAUCCACAGCCAUCAAAAUCACCCUGGACCCUCAGAAGAACGUCAAGGAGUUUCUGGUUGCCAUUCGUCUCCAUGGCGCCACUAUGCAACAUCGCAUGGCACAGACCAAUCACAGCUGGCACGAACAGCUGGUUGAUUUUUUGGAUGUCAUUGAUGACCCGAUCCUGGGCUUUACAUCUCCUGUAGUUAUUACCGUCCUACACACACACCUGGCCACCUGCGUCGUGGACUACAGGCCCCUGUAUCUUCCAUUGAGGGUGUUGUUCACAGCAGAAUCCUUUUCUCUCUCCAGUAACAUCAUAGUAGACACUGCCACCUUUCACCUCAGGUUUAUCCUGGAUGAUUCUGCCUUGUUUCUCUCUGAUAAGUGUGAAAGUGACGUAGUGGACCUGAGACGAGACUAUGUGUGUGUUCUGGACAUUGAUCUGCUGGAGCUGGCCAUCACCACAUGGAAAGGCAGUGAUACGGGGAAACUGUCCCAACCUCUGUUUGAGCUGCGUUGCUCCAACAACUUGGUCCACCUCCACACCUGUGCUGACUCCUGUGCUGCCCUGGUCAACAUGCUGCAGUACCUGGUGUCCCAGGGAGACCUGCACCCGCCCCCCCGACACACAUCGCCUACUGAGAUCGCUGGACAGAAGCUGCCGUUGUCAGAAAGUCCCGCCUCCUUGCCACCCUGCCCUCCAGCUGAGACUGCUGAGAUCAACCAGUAUGAUCUCCUUGAUGCUUUGAUUGACACAGAGAGGAGCCAUCCAGAUGAGGAUAUGGACUCAGGAUCUCCCACUAUCCCUCGGGGCUCACCGGUCUCCGUCUACCUGUUUCCUGGGGAGGCCCCUAAGCUCCGCCCACCAGUUGUCAUUGAGGGGGAGGAGUCAAAGCUUGACAGACUGGUGGCGACAGCCACUGAGGUGAAGGUGGAAAUGAUGUCAGAGGAGGGCUCUGAUGGUUCAGAGGACAACGAGGACUUCUGUAUCCUAGAGGCUCCUGGGAUGGGUAUACCUCCCAGAGAUGGAGAGCCUCUUGUGACGGUGCUAGCUGAGGGUUCUAUCAGGGUGAGGGAGGGCCACUUCUCCCGGCCGCGGGGCAGCUCUGACCUGCUGCGGGCCCCCAGCCGCUUCCCUGUCCCCGAGAGCAGGGUGGUGCUACGAGAGGUGUCUGUCGUCUGGCAUCUGUACGGAGGGAGAGACUUCGGGGGCAAGGCCAUGUCUACACACACGCAGCAUGGAAACAGGGGUCGCUCUGCCCCCUCUGGGAUGCGUGGAUCCCCGUCCCGCUCCACUGCUCCGUCCCGGCCUCAGAACUCGUGGCGCUGGGUUGGAGGCCGUGGACGUCAACACAACUUGCUCAUGGAGAUCCAGCUCACCAAGGUGAGCUUCCAACACGAGUCCUACCCAGUGGUGGUGUCUGCGGCUGGGCCGGCUCUGGAGGGAGAGGGGCCUGGGGUCGGGGCUGUGGGGGAGCAGCCUCUGUCCCGCCAGGUGUUCAUUGUUCAGGAGCUGGAGGUACGCGACCGCCUGGCCUCGUCCCAGCUUAACAAGUUCCUCUACCUGUACACCAGCGAGAGCAUGCCCCGCAGGACACACUCCAACAUGUUAACAGUGAAGGCCCUGCAGGUGUGUCCAGACUCUGGUGUAGGUGGUCCAGAGUGUUGUUUAAGAGUGAGCCUCCUCCCCCUCCGACUCAACAUCGACCAGGAUGCCUUGUUCUUCCUGAAGGAUUUCUUCAGUAGUCUGGCUGCUGGAGUUAACCCCUACCUGCCUGUGGACCCUGCAGCUGAGAUGAAGACAGACCCUUCCCAGAAGCCCGCUGAGGAUGGGGUCAGUGGCACGGAGACCACUGCUGGUCUGGGUCCUGACCUCACCGCUUCUGUAGAAACCACCUAUAGCGAGCAGAGCUCCUCGUCCGCUGGCUCCACCUCUUCCACUGAUCAGCCAAUCUACUUCAGGGAGUUCCGUUUCACCUCUGAAGUGCCCAUCUGGCUGGACUACCAGGGCAAGCAUGUGGUCAUUGAGCAGGGGACGUUUGCUGGGAUUCUUAUUGGUCUGGCCCAGCUGAACUGCUCUGAGCUGAAGCUGAAGAGACUCUGCUGCCGACACGGACUUCUAGGCGUAGAUAAGGUGAUUCAGUACGCUGUCACUGAGUGGCUGACAGACAUCAGGAAGAACCAGCUGCCGGGCAUUCUGGGAGGUCUAGGCCCCAUGCACUCUGUAGUUCAGCUGUUCCAUGGAGUGAGGGACUUGUUCUGGAUGCCCAUAGAGCAGUACAGGCGGGACGGCCGUAUUAUCCGGGGUCUCCAGCGGGGGGCCGCGUCCUUUGGCACCUCCACUGCCUCUGCUGCUCUGGAGCUCAGCAACAGACUGGUGCAGGCUAUACAGGCCACAGCGGAGACGGUGUACGACAUCCUGUCCCCAACGCCCCCCGUGAACCGUUACAUCACAGAGGGCCGACCGCCCUCCAACCGGCCCCGCCGCGCCCACCAGCCUGCCGACCUCAGAGAGGGCGUAGCUAAAGCCUAUGACACUGUCAGAGAAGGCAUGAUGGACACAGCUCAGACACUAUGUGACGUGGCGUCUCGCGGGCAUGAGCAGAAAGGUCUGCCUGGUGCUGUGGGUGGAGUCCUGCGGCAGAUCCCGCCCACCGUGGUCCGUCCCCUAAUAGUGGCCUCUGAGGCAACGUCCAACCUACUGGGGGGCAUCCGGAACCAGAUCAAGCCAGAUGCACGGAAGGAGGACUUCUUAAAAUGGCGCUCUGAAGAAGGCCAAGAGUGAUGAUUCUGGGGGAUUAAAGGUUAAAGAUAUGGGGGUGAAAUUGUGUUGUGUGUGUGUGUGUGUGUGUGUGUGUGUGUGUGUGUGUGUGUGUGUGUGUGUGUGUGUGUGAACAGAUGAAGGGAGUGAAUGUGUGAAAAUUUGAAUUUUAAUGCAAAACGAAUAACUACUGCAGAGUGAUUGACACAGUAUUUUAUGUGGUUCCAUAUGGAUCAAGAUAAAACAAUUGUAUCUCUUUCUGCAAUCAAAUGGAGCUCAGUUCAGUUCACUAUCCUUGCAGCAGUACGUAUGAUGAGGAUACUCUACCUUUAUUAGUAUGUCAACAUAUCACUGUCAUUCUGGGUUGUCUUCAUCUUUCGAUGUCAACGCUGUCAAAGGGCAUAAAGGGCUCUAGUCUAGUAUAAGGUCUGUAGUAGUGGUAGGUGGGAUUAAACAUGUUAAUCAGUAGCUCUCGCAGUCUUCUGUUGAUCAGACUAUGGGCCGGUUUCCCAGUUUGAGAUUACACCUAUUCCUGGGCUGAAAAGCACUUUGAAUGGCGAUCCUUAAUUGAGCAUGCAUUUUAGGAGUAGGCUUAACCUGAGUCUGGGAAAUCAUUCUAUUGAGCCUAAAUCAGUGUCCACAGGGAUCGGCUGGUAAUAUCCGUCUCUCCUGUAGUCAUGGAGACUGAAAGACUGAUAUAGUGGCCUUAGCUGAGAUCCUUACAGAUAGCUGUUAAUCAAAACCUCAAAACGCAAUUCUGGGAUUGUUCCAUCCUAGCCUGCACACAUCCCCACCCCAGCGUUGUUUGUGCCAUACGUUUGUUCAAUGUUGGGUUCCCUGGCCUCUCCUCCUUUGGUUUUAAACCAAUGUGUUUACUUUUAUCGCCUUCCUGAAACCUAUACUCAUCUCUCUGUAUGCUUACUUGUUCAUAAUUGACCUGUGGAAACAAUGACCUGGGCCUGGUUGUGUUAACUAAAUGCAGUCAUGGGAGAAUUUGGACGAUGAACUGAAUGAACUAGAGAAAUGUCCUUUCCUCUCUAUGUCAAAUGGCUUCGCUUGAGUUUAAUGCUUGCCAGCGCCUGGUCAUCUGAUUUGUACUUACAGUAUGUUAACUGUUUCUUUUGUCAGAGCAAGGAGGUCGCCCUCAGGGCCUUAUCACCAGUCUGGUUCCUUCCUCUCAACAGAACAAUUGCUAGACUCGUCUCAUUAGUUGCCUUCCUCCAUUUUUUUAUUUGUAUUUUCUAAUUAUGUUAAACACUAGUAUUAUCAUAUUAUUUUUCAAAAUAAGUGUUGGUGGGAUGUGUCUAGAGGGUUCAGAUGGGGGGGGGAUUGUGGUAAAACAUUUAACAUUAUCUUUAGUUCAAUACGUUUAAAUUGGUGUGUGUGUGUGUGUGUGUGUGUGUGUGUGUGUGUGUGUGUGUGUGUGUGUGUGUGUGUGUGUGUAAUGCAUGUUUGUGGGUUAGUGGUUUCUUGUGAGGGUGACCCGUGGGUUGUAUUGGUCACAGGUCUGUAAUUACUAUUUACCUGUAAGAAUGACCUGUAUACUACCAAGACAAUGAGUACAGAAAAAUAUAUACAAAAAAAAUUAAACAAUAUAAAAAACGUCA
This is a messenger RNA of Salmo salar (Atlantic salmon), 7994 nucleotides long. Its product is annotated as autophagy-related protein 2 homolog A. Gene Ontology annotation, cellular component: phagophore assembly site; phagophore. The record is from RefSeq and is a predicted model, not a curated record. NCBI's taxonomy places the organism in Eukaryota, Metazoa, Chordata, Actinopteri, Salmoniformes, Salmonidae. Gene Ontology annotation, biological process: piecemeal microautophagy of the nucleus; autophagy of peroxisome; autophagy of mitochondrion. Gene Ontology annotation, molecular function: protein-membrane adaptor activity; phosphatidylinositol-3-phosphate binding.